GCCAAGCCCAACGCAACCAGGGAGGCGGGGCUUUGGGCCCCCGAAGUGAGGGAAGGCGAGCAAAGGCGAGGAAGACAGAGAGGGAGGCAGGCAGUCGCCAGAGAGAGAGCUCCAGCCACCGCCUUUGCGAAGCCAGAGAGGGGCUAUUGAAGGUAAAGUAUGUGUGCAGAACUCCAGCGCAAAAGUUUUAAAACAAGUGAACAUUUUGUGGCAAGUACAUCAGAAGGAGGUUCAGCAAGGAGUAAUAUUCAGUCCACCUUGAAAAACUUUGUCCAUAAGUGCCAAGCAAGCCUGAAAAUGAACUAGCUGGGACCCUUUACAUAGAUAGAAGAGUGCAUUCUUCUGCUUUUUCAGUGAUUAAAUGUAAAGACUUGAAUACAACAUCAGUACAAUCACAGCCUCUGGUGCUUUUCACAUAUUUGUGCUACGGUUUCAUAACUGAUAUGUUACUUAGCUGGUUUAAAAGCUCCUUUAAUUGUACAUAGAGUAAAACCGAGUACCACUGUGUAACUGUUGUUCAUUAAUAUAAUUAAAUGGUGAAACAUUUGCCAAAAUGAGUGCAGAAGGAUACCAGUACCGAGCUUUAUUUGAUUACAAAAAAGAACGAGAAGAAGACAUUGACUUGCACUUGGGAGAUAUUUUAACUGUGAAUAAAGGUACUUUAGUUGCCCUCGGAUUCAGUGAUGGGGAAGAAGCAAAACCUGAGGAAAUUGGUUGGUUGAAUGGUUAUAACGAAACCACUGGAGAAAGGGGGGACUUCCCAGGAACUUAUGUAGAAUAUAUCGGAAGAAAAAAAAUCUCUCCUCCAACUCCAAAGCCUCGUCCUGUUCGACCCCUUCCUGUGGCACCAAGUCCUGGAAGAGUAGGAACAGACAGUGAUCAAUCAGGUUUUACACUUCCAGAUCUUUCAGAACAGUUUUCACCACCUGAUAAUGCUCCUCCCCUCCUUGUCAAAUUAGUGGAAGCCAUUGAAAGAAAAGGUCUGGAGUGUUCAACUUUGUACAGAUCACAAGGAUCAAGCAGCACCAGUGAAUUAAGGCAAAUUACUGAGUGUGAUGUUUCUACAGUGGAUUUUGAUAUCAUUGAUCUUCAGAUUUUAUCAGAUGCUUUGAAGAGGUACUUUCUCGACUUGCCAAAUCCUGUCAUUCCAGCAUCUGUUUACAAUGAAAUGAUUUCUAUAGCACAAGAAGUGCAGAACUCAGAAGAAUAUGCUCAAGUACUGAAGAGGCUCAUAAGAUCACCAAAUAUACCUCAACAGUAUUGGCUGACACUCCAAUACCUACUCAAACAUUUUUCCAGACUUUGUCAGAGCUCUACCAAAAACCUUCUAAACGCAAGAUCCAUAGCUGAAAUUUUCAGCCUCCUCCUGUUCAGGUGCCCAGUAGCAAGCUCUGACAAUACUGAACACCACAUAAAAAUUCUGGAAGUAUUAAUUACAAGUGAAUGGAAUGACAAACAACCUGCACCAGCACUGCCUCCUAAGCCUCCAAAGCCUAAUACUGUAACAAAUAACGGUAUGAAUAACAACAUGUCUCUGCAAGAUGCUGAAUGGUACUGGGGAGAUAUCUCAAGGGAAGAAGUCAAUGAGAAGCUUCGUGACACUGCAGAUGGUACAUUCCUGGUACGAGAUGCCUCCACCAAAAUGCAUGGGGACUAUACGCUUACACUAAGGAAAGGAGGAAAUAAUAAAUUAAUUAAAAUAUUUCACCGAGAUGGGAAAUAUGGCUUUUCGGAUCCAUUAACGUUCAAUUCUGUGGUUGAGCUAAUAAACCACUACCGGAAUGAGUCUUUAGCUCAGUAUAACCCGAAACUGGAUGUUAAAUUGCUUUACCCUGUAUCCAAGUAUCAACAGGAUCAAGUUGUGAAAGAAGAUAGCAUUGAAGCUGUUGGAAAGAAAUUACAUGAAUAUAAUAUCCAGUUCCAAGAAAAAAACAGAGAGUAUGACAGACUCUAUGAGGACUACACAAGAACAUCUCAGGAAAUUCAGAUGAAAAGAACUGCUAUUGAAGCAUUUAAUGAAACCAUAAAAAUAUUUGAGGAGCAGUGCCAAACACAGGAGCGAUACAGCAAAGAAUAUAUUGAAAAAUUCAAACGGGAAGGAAAUGAGAAAGAAAUACAAAGAAUUAUGCACAACUAUGAAAAACUGAAAUCUCGAAUCAGUGAAAUUGUGGAUAGUCGGCAUAGACUAGAAGAAGAUUUAAAGAAGCAAGCUGCUGAAUACAGGGAGAUUGAUAAACGCAUGAACAGCAUAAAACCAGACCUUAUACAGCUCAGAAAGACUAGAGACCAGUACUUGAUGUGGCUGACUCAGAAAGGUGUUCGGCAAAAGAAGCUGAAUGAAUGGCUUGGCAAUGAAAAUACAGAAGACCAAUACUCUAUGGUGGAAGAUGAUGAGGAUUUGCCUCAUCAUGAUGAGCGCACAUGGAAUGUUGGAAAUAUCAACAGAAGUCAAGCUGAAAAUUUACUACGUGGAAAACGGGAUGGAACAUUCCUUGUUCGUGAAAGCAGUAAACAGGGCUGCUAUGCCUGCUCUGUUGUGGUGGAUGGUGAAGUGAAGCACUGUGUUAUCAACAAAACACCUACCGGUUAUGGAUUCGCUGAGCCAUAUAACUUGUACAACUCACUGAAAGAACUGGUGCUACAUUAUCAACACACAUCACUAGUGCAGCACAAUGACUCUCUCAAUGUCACACUAGCCUAUCCAGUAUAUGCACAACAGAGGCGAUGAAGAUGUUAAUACUCUUGGGUUUGUCUGUUUUUAUUCAAUGCCCACAAAGAUAAUUCAGCAGCAGUCCUGAGGCCUCUGGAUAGUGAAUGCUCUUGAGCUGGAGCUAAGGUGUCAAAGCCAUCUGUCUUCAGAUGGGACUGAAGCUUCCUUCACAACCGCGGUGGAGAAAUAGCUGUGUUGAGAGCUGUGGACACACAUUUCUAAUCUAAAGUGCUUUUUUUGGUGGGGGAAAAAACCCUAAGCAAAGGAAAAAAGAAGAGAGAAGUGCUAUACCUGUCUCACUGCAGGGACAUAGAGGCCUUUAACCAUGGUGCUUGUUGACCAUUUCCUUGAAGCUUUAAGAGCUCAAAUGUUGGAACUCUGAAGACCCCAAAGUGCAGCAGGGGCUGUAUAAAUGGCAACAUAAUUUCUCAGUUGUGACUUGGGUGAUGCAGCUGUAUGUGGUGGGUGCAAGAUGCCCAAAGCUGUGGAUUGCUGAUUUUCUGAAGAAUAUGUAGCAGAAUGGCACUUUUGUUUUUAAAGGACACUUUAAAAGACUUGACAGUGUGUUUGUCAGAAAAAUGGAUAUUGUAACAGAAGUGCCAGGAAGUGUUUUUGUUUAGACAUUGAAAAUCCUGUUUUGAGAAGAUAUUUAAGACUGAAGAAAACUGGACUAUUACAGCCUAUGCUAUAUAAUAUGUACAUAGUUCUGGAUGACUAACUAUCAUAGAUGGAUACUGUGUCAAUACCAAACUCAUUCUGUUCAUUAUUUGUUUUUGUUUUUUGUUCCUUUUUUGGAAAGCUGAAUCCUUACACUGCUAUGCAAUACUUCAUUUUCUAUAGGCUGUUACUGGUUCAAGUGUAAUUAGGGGAUAAGCUUUUUCUGUUUUUUUUCUUCUUUUUGUCAUCUCAAAAUGUUCUCUUAACACUUAUUUUUGUGUUAAUUUUCAUUUUGUUCAAUCUCUCCCUCCUCCCCUCUAUUUUAAAAAGAAAUGUAUAGACUGUCAGUAAAAGCUGGCUUCAAAAUUAAAACUAUGAGCUAUUUUAACAGGGUUUGUCCCCCUUUUUAUAUAGUAUUGGGCUGCUAGCUCAACGUUAAAAUUGAAAUUUUCCUUUUUAACUAAAAAUUUUGUUGGGCAGUGCCUGAUAACCUUCAAAGCUGCUUUAUUCAAUAAAAAUAUAUAAACAUUGCAAAGUAUCACUGAGUCCAACAAUAUUGUUUGGAAAUUAUCUUCAGAUGUUGGCAUCCCACUAUGUAUUAUCCAUUUUUUAGAUUUGUGUCCUAAGAGUGUUUAUAUUUGGAAGAGGACAUUUACUUUGAAGGAAACAGAUGAAAACAAAGACUGAUAGUGUAAUUAAAGUAAAUUUAAUUCUUCAGAGAAAAUCAUGUGAAAUUUUGACCAAUCAUUCUGAACAUGGCAUCAAUUUACUUUUCACAUCACACAGAGAAACAAUUUUGGUUGUUUUAUUUUUUUAAAUAUACAUUCAUUUGGCAUAUAUAUUUCAUAUUAUAUAACAGAAGAAAAAUAAUUUUAGGAAGCCCUAUUUUGGUGAUACGUAUUUCCCACAGUUAAUUUUUGGUUACUUUUAUGUUUCUGUGAAAUAAAAUAAGCAAAGAUUCUCAUCUGAACAGACAAACAAAUCAGGUAACAAUGGGGCAAAAAUAAUGAUAGAAACACAAAACUUCAGUUUUAAUAGUAUUUUACCAAAUUCUGCACUUCUUUAACAACAUUAAAAACAUGGUUCUGUUUUCUGUUUUACAAUUAGUUAAGGAACCUUUUUUUUAGUGAAUAAGCAAAAAGAUAUAUCCUCUGGAGCUCUUUAUGGUUUUCACCUGUUAGGCAAUCUGUGCUUCUUAAAAUGAAGCAUUAAGGACUACUUGUACAUAUAUUUUUUGUAUCAUUUGCUAACAUUAUAGGUAUGUUAGUUUUGUUCCCUUUUUUAAAAAUUUACCAGUAUCUUUUGUAUUUGAUGCUGUGUGAGGCGAUUGUUUAUAUGUUGACUUUUGCUUUCCUGAGGAAUGUGGUUUAUUUCAGCAUACUUUAGAGUUCAGUUCAAACUCCUCUGAAAGUCAGUGGGAAUUUUGCCAGCCUUCAGAAAAAGAUUUGGAAGGAUAGUUUUUUGUGGCUUCUUCAGGCUAUGUUGCCAUGUUCUAGAAGAGUUUAUUCCUGACGUUUUGCCAGCAUCUACGGCUGGCAUGUCCAGAGAAUGUAUUUGGAAAGAGUUAAGGCUAUAGCUGCAAGUUAGAAACUUUAAUUCUCUUGCACUGAAUUAGUCUCACUACAGUCAAUGAAACUACAUUUAUUCAGGAAGAAGUAAACUAAGACCUCAUCUGCACUGCAGAAAUAAUGCAGUUUGACACUGUUUUAACUGCUAUGGCUCAAUGCCAUGGAAUCCUUGGAUUUGUUUUGUGACAUAUUUUACCUGCUAUAUCAGAGAUCUCCAGUACAAGCCGCAGGAUGCUGUAGCAUUGAGCCAUGGCGGUUAAAGCAGUGUCAAACUGCAUUAUUUCUGCAGUGUAAAUGGGGCCUAAAUUGCAUUUCAUCUCACAACAAAGAGCAACCCAAAAUGCACACCAGUUUUAAUCAGUUCAUUUAUUCUUCCCCACUAGACAUCUCAAGAGUAGGAAAACAUGCAUUAUUGUUUGUGAUGGGCAACUUAUGACUGGGCUUUGAAUAGCAAGUAAUUUGUUGUAAUAUAACCAAAAUGCACUUUGAUAGAGCAACAUGAAUGUGCAGCAGUAGGUUCUCAUACUUCGCUUAUUGUCAGAGAGACAGUUUUGAAAAAUUUGGAGGGAAGAGAAAACUGAAUUUAAAACUCUUGUUAAAGUGGAAGAUCUGGGGCCCAGAUUUAGCCCUUCUGUUCCUGUAAUCCCCAAAACAGUCAAUCAGCACUUUGAUUUGACAGUACUGAUCAUGUGUUUGGUGCUGUGAGCUGUUUCCAGUCUUGAUUUAGGACUCAUCUAUCAGCCUGUAAAUCUGAAUUGGAUAUAUUGGCUGAGUCUUGAAAAUUACAUACACAGUACCAUUUCUACUAAAUGUUCUCAGUCCAGCAGCAGAUACACAUGCAAAAGCCUGCUCCUGUGCAUGCAUCUCCCUGUCUGGUUGAGGAUACAGAGAGGCAAAACCAAAACUCCUGAACUACAAAGAUAACAGGGCUUCUGGAAUAUGAACUGUGAUGUUUAUAUCAUGAUAACAACUGCUACAGACAAAACAAGUUAUGGAUUCCUUAACUUGAGGCUUAGACUUGCGGUCUCCUGAUAUAUUUCUAUACAUGUGUAUGAAUGAGAGAGUGAAUGGCUGUACUCUAAAUGCAAUUUUCAGCGACUAAGCAUGUGGUGAAUUUUUUCUUCAGAUUUUCCAGUUGUCCAAACAGGCUGGAUGUGAUGGGCUGGGAGUGUUCCUAAUUGUAUUUUAGUGUAUGGAUUUUGUUGGUACUUGUGUUGCUAGCUGCCCUGAGGGCUCUCUAAACCGUUCAGCUGGAGAUGCAUUAAAAAAAACACAAAUAGAAUCAUAAUUGGAAAUUUGUAUGAAUUGGGAGUGCUCUUUGUAUGGAGAUAAAUUUGAUUCAGAUAUAUAGGAUUUGUUUUUGUAAAUUACAUUUGCAAAUGGAGGAAGACAAUUCUAUGUGUAGUCAUUAUGCUAAACUAAACAUGUUCUAACUUCUCUAACUUGUGUUGAAAAAAUAAGAUACACACUUUCCCCCCACACACUAAAUCUUCAGUCUUGAAGAGUGAAUGGUAUGGGUGCAUCUGACUUUAAAUUCAAGUAACUGAAAGGCAUAGGGAGCUUGGAAAAGGUCAUGUUUCUAGAAUUUCUUUUAAUGUGUAAAGCCAAAUUUUAUGUUUCAGUGUCAGCUGUUAUGUAGAAAAAGUGGCUUUGUCUUGUAAUUUAACAAUGAGCUAUGAAGCUUUUUUGGGGAAAGUAUCAUUUUGAUCUUUUUCAUUGGGGAGAAUGUUAGUUCAAUUUAACACAGUGCUUUUGCUAUGCAUGGUAUUUGUUUAGAGAAGUGAUUCCUAAGGUGGCUUUUACUCAGAAUCGCUUUCAGAAUGGGCAGUUCCAAGCACAAUGCCUUCUAUGGGACAUAAUUCAAAAUGCAAUAUUCCUUUCUUUUGGGGGGAAAUAAUUUUAGUAAGAUCUGGUUAAAAUGGGCAGAUAAAAAAUUAGGGGAAAAAUAACCUUAACAUUGAUUUUGUCCCUACAAGAUUGCAUUAGCUGCCUAAGAUGCUGCUAUUUUAUUCUAAGUUCCCCCACCUUAAAAAAAAUCUUAAGCUCUGUUCUGUUAAAUAAAUGUGUUUUUAAAACAUUAAAAUUUCUUUGUUUUAAUUUUUUUAGGGAGGCAGAGGCUAAAUGGAUCAGUUGUACAUUGCCUUUAAAAGGCAAUAUUAACAAAUGCGCCUCCUUAAAAAAUGUUGGCUUUCUAAAAUUGAUGGAGCUGUUGUCCUGUUUUUAAGUCACUUUGAAAAAAAACUGUACUAGGUUCUUCAACCAGAAUAAAAGUGGUUUUGAAACUACA
This is a messenger RNA of Sceloporus undulatus (fence lizard), 7222 nucleotides long. RefSeq names its product phosphoinositide-3-kinase regulatory subunit 1 (gene PIK3R1). Lineage: Eukaryota; Metazoa; Chordata; Lepidosauria; Squamata; Phrynosomatidae. Gene Ontology annotation, molecular function: protein binding; 1-phosphatidylinositol-3-kinase regulator activity. Gene Ontology annotation, biological process: phosphatidylinositol phosphate biosynthetic process; insulin receptor signaling pathway. The record is from RefSeq and is a predicted model, not a curated record. The coding region runs from base 554 to 2728 and encodes 724 amino acids. Gene Ontology annotation, cellular component: phosphatidylinositol 3-kinase complex. The transcript has 16 exons.